Molecule: messenger RNA, 2526 nt
Organism: Vitis riparia (riverbank grape)
Lineage: Eukaryota; Viridiplantae; Streptophyta; Magnoliopsida; Vitales; Vitaceae
Product: probable folate-biopterin transporter 8, chloroplastic
Exons: 2
Coding region: 431-2086 (551 amino acids)
Cellular component (GO): membrane
Source: RefSeq, a predicted model, not a curated record
UAACGUGGGAGCGGGCAAAAGAGGUAUCAGCACAUGUGUGAGAAGGACAUUUGAGUCUAAAAGAUGGUGAUGAUGAUGAUGGGAUUUGUACAUGGACGUAUGAGUUCUGACUUCUGAGAGAGUAGGAUCCGUGAGUAUUGGGUUUGGGUGCUGGCUGGGCCCUUCAGAUCUGCAAGAAAACAACGAUGACCCACUCCAAGAAACCCACUGCUCUAUGCAGAAUACCCUCUUCAGCCCUACACUCUUCUAGAUGCGCCUCUUCUCUUUUAUUAUAUUAUUCUUUCCUUUUCUUCUUCUUUGAGGAACCCGGGAUCCUCCGUUCUCUUCUUUAUUUUUUCGUUUUCCUCAUCAGACUGGGCAAUUCCUCUGGUAUCGAGUUUCAUCUGAUUUUUUUGAGUUCUUCUUUUCUAAGGUCUUAACCAAACUUACUAUGAUUUUCCCAUCAAUUUCUGUGAGAGCCCCAUUAAACCCAAUCACCCCGUCAGUCCUUAAACCCCCACCAAAACCCUCUCUGUUUCGCGUGAAGCCUGUCCACUGUUCGAAUCAUCAUCAGAACCCCAACGCCGUCGAUAAAUCCGUGAAACUCUCGACCCAUCUCAUACACCACAUCACGGUAGCCACUGAACUAGUGAACAAAAAGCAUGGUAAGAAAAACAGUGGAGAUGAAGAGAGGAGAGAAUCUUCUUCCCAAGUGGGUAGUCGGCAGAUGUUGGGUUUAUGCGGGUUUGGGUACGGGGUACAAGGUUUCAGGUGUUUUCCAUGGCUUGCGCUCAACUUCCACAUGGCCCACAAUCUUAGACUGGACCCUUCAAUGAUGCAGAUUGUGCAGAACAUUGGUAACCUUCCCAUGGUGGGCAAGCCUCUGUUUGGAAUCUUGUCAGAUGCUUUUUACAUUGGUGGUGCUCACAGAAUCCCUUAUAUUUUCCUUGGAGCCUUUUUGCAGAUUCUCUCUUGGGGGGCGUUGUCAUUGAUCCCAGUUGCAGGUGAAGCACUUGCUACUCUUAUGCUGUGUGUUCUUCUCAGUAAUCUUGGAGCAUCCAUUACAGAAGUUGCACAGGAUGCUCUUGUUGCAGAGUAUGGCCAAAAGCAUAGAAGGGGUGGCCUCCAAUCUUAUGCUUUCAUGGCUGUGGCUGCUGGUGGAAUCCUUGGCAACUUAUUUGGUGGAUAUUUUUUACAAAACACACAACCCAAUACAAUGUUUCUUGUAUUCGCAAUUCUACUCCUCUUUCAAGUUGCAGUGUCCUUGACUACGAAAGAGGAUUCUCUUGGCUUACCACAACCAGUGGAUCAGAAUCUUGUUAGGAAAUCGAUCUUUGAAGGUGUUAGAGAACAGUUCUCUAACCUUAUGACAACAAUUGGUGAAGAUAGCAUCUGUCGCCCUCUUGCUUGGGUUGUAGUUUCUAUUGCCAUGGUCCCAAUUCUGUCAGGGCCCAUCUUUUGCUACCAAACACAAUGCCUUUGCCUUGAUCCUUCAACUAUUGGGAUGUCUCGAGUGGUUAGUCAGUUGAUGCUUCUAUCUGCAACUGUACUCUAUAAUCAGUUCUGGAAAAGGAUUCCCAUGAGGAAACUGAUUGGCACUGUGCAGAUUCUGUAUGCCUCCUCCCUUCUUCUGGACCUUGUUCUAGUAAGACAGAUAAAUCUCAGUUUGGGUAUUCCAAACCAGGUGUUUGCUCUUUGUUUUUCAGGUGUAGCAGAAACUAUUGCACAGUUUAAGCUCCUACCGUUCUCAGUGCUUUUUGCAAGUUUGUGUCCAUCAGGUUGUGAAGGAUCUCUGACUUCUUUCUUAGCAUCAGCAUUUUGUUUGUCAUCAAUAUUCAGUGGGGUUUUUGGUGCUGGAUUGGCUUCUCUAAUUGGAAUAACAGGCGGUGACUACUCGAGCCUGCCUGUGGGGAUUCUGAUACAGUUCCUUGCAGCUUUAGUGCCUUUGGGGUGGAUGCACCUUGUACCCAUGGUGGACCCAACAGCUGAAAAGGAAAGGAAGAAGGGUACAAGUAAAAGAAGUAGAAGAAAUAGAAGGGUUGGAAGAGUAGCUCUUGAUUCAAUUUAUGCUUACCGGCGAGAAAGAGAAUACGAGGAGCAGAGGUAAAAGAAGCAGUGUUUUUGGAGGGUGCUGGGUAGAAGAGGCUAAGCACCAUUGCCUUAUCGUGGCAUAAGAGCAUAAUGUCUACCGUGUUUCUGGUGCAUCGUUUAGUCAACGCAACACAAUGGAAGUUGCUAAGUCAGCCUGCUCUCAUAUAAGAUUAAGAGUCUGUUUGGUAGUGAUUUUAUGAAGUAUUUCAAAUUUUUUAAUACUUGAAAUUAUCUUUUAAGUAUUAAAAAGAUUAGAAACACUUUCAAAAAUCAUUAUCAAAUAUACUCUAAAUGAAAGAUUAUUUGGGGUUAUGACAGGCAAGAAUGGCGCUAAUGUCCAUAGUUCACCUGGGGUUGGUGAUUUUAUUUUAUUUGUUUGCAGAGUGUACAUUUCUCGUCCAUGAUUAAAAGAAAAAGGGACCCAAGUGUAAAUUUCAUCCAUGGUUUUUCUUUUCA